Messenger RNA from Parastagonospora nodorum SN15, 402 nucleotides. RefSeq lists its product as hypothetical. Bases 1 to 402 code for a protein of 133 amino acids. NCBI's taxonomy places the organism in Eukaryota, Fungi, Ascomycota, Dothideomycetes, Pleosporales, Phaeosphaeriaceae. The transcript is spliced from 3 exons. The record is from RefSeq and is a predicted model, not a curated record.
AUGCAGAACCAUAUCGGCAACAAGUUCUACACACCAAAAGGCUGGUUUCCGGGAAUGCCUCGUCUCAGUCUCAAGCAGCGUCUGGAAGAUAGGCGAGCACUAGGCCGGGCAGACAAGGAGGCGGCAAGAACAGCCACCGAAGAUGUGUCUCAGCCGACAUCCCCCAAGGGCAUGCUGAAGUCGAACAACGUGUCGGAGAAUGGGAUGCACACACCAAGCGUGCGCGAAGGAGCGGAAACCCAGCCGAAAACCCCGAAGAGCAUUCUCAAAUCGAACAAAGUGUUGGAAGAUCGGAUGCGCACACUAGACGUGGGAGGAGGAACGGAGCCAAAGCGGGUCAAGUGGGACGAGAGGCUGGUCCAGAUCAAGUGGACGGCAAAGGGAAUCAACGAUGGAAUCUGA